This is a messenger RNA of Aedes aegypti (yellow fever mosquito), 2695 nucleotides long. RefSeq names its product transcription factor grauzone. Bases 133 to 2586 code for a protein of 817 amino acids. Gene Ontology annotation, molecular function: zinc ion binding. Lineage: Eukaryota; Metazoa; Arthropoda; Insecta; Diptera; Culicidae. The transcript has 5 exons. Gene Ontology annotation, cellular component: nucleus. The record is from RefSeq and is a predicted model, not a curated record.
CACUGGUUGUGUUUUCGGCUGUAAAGUUCUAAACAAAAGCGGAAGAAAAAUUUGCUAAAUUUUCAAUUCAUAAAUAAAUAGUGAAAUCGCCGGCUUAUUAGUGUCGUUUGCUGAUAAUAAAAUCAGAUAGCAAUGUCGGAUUGUCUGACAUGUGCCAAGCUCACUGAGGGCGUCGAUCAAUCGCUCGCGAUUGUUGCGAACAAAAAAAUUCAAAAUGCAUUGAGCAAGCAUUUUUGGUUUGGUGAAAACCAAUACCUCAAAAGUACCAUAUGUUAUCCAUGCUGGCACAAGAUUGAAGACUUCCAUCGAUUCUAUUGUGAAGUCGAAGAGCUACAUUCAAAACAGUUAUUUCCCCACAUACAGUUGCUGGAGUUGAAACAAGAGAAUGCCGAGCCUGAUUUCGCUCCGGAACAAUCCGAUGAUGAUGUUGAGUGUGUGGUCGAAAGUGAAGAUCCUUGCGACGUUGGCGAACAAAAAAUCAUUGAAUCACAGCCUGAAAUUAGGGAAACAGUUAAACGUCCCCGAUUGCAGAAGAAUGAACUGGAUGUGGUUCAGGAGUACGUAUCGCAAAAUGUGAUUUUGGACUGCGACACAUGCUCCAAACGAUGUACAACGUUUGAAACUUUACAAAGGCAUUCCAUGAUGGAACACGCGAGGAAAGCAACUGUGCUGUGUUGCAAUCUCAAAUUUACGAAUACUUACCGAUUCGUAGACCAUAUGAGGUUCCACAUGGAUCCAAGCCAAUUCAAAUGUUCUCAUUGCACCAAGGAGUUUGGAAACAGAGAGGCACUCAAAAGACACACCCGACUUGCUCAUGCCUACGAGCAACAAAAAACUACGAGUGCUAAGGAAGAAGAUGAGCCCAACGAAACCAAUACUGCAACUGUAGUCGAUGAGUCAGUUCGCGAGGAUCAAAGUACCGAUGAGUCAAGCGAGAAGGUGCAAAGUGGGAAUGAGCCAGAGGAUAUGGCACAUAGUGACGAUGUGCCAGGCGAUACGGUGCAAAGUGACGGUGAACCAGGUGACAAGGUGGAAAUCGAAGAUGAAUCAGAUGAUGAGAAAUCAAUUGACAAUGAUCCAAGUGACAACGAUGAAGACUAUGAGCAGGAAAGCGAUAGUUCUGUAGAAUCAAUCAGUUCCGGAAGUGAUGAAGACUACGAUGCGGAUAAUUCUAAACGAAACGAAAGAAAACUUAGAAAAUAUACGAAGACGUCGGAAGAGGAAUCGGUUGCGAUUCAGGAAUAUGUGUCGAAAAAUUUAACACUGAAUUGUGAUACAUGUUCAGAGCGAUACACAAUAUUCAAAGACUUGCAGAGGCAUUCUCUUGAUACACACGGGAAGCCAGCAACUGUACUCUGCUGCAAUAGAAAACUUUUGAACAGCUAUCGUUUCGAUGAUCAUAUCCGAUAUCAUUUGAAUCCAGAUCGAUUUGAAUGUUCCCAGUGCUCUAGAAAAUGUCCCAAUCGGGAAGCACUGAGCAGACACAUUCAAACAAAGCACACACCAGACGAAGAAAAGACGCAUGCAUGUGAAGUGUGCAACAAGAAAUUCACUACAAAACAUAAUUUAACAAAACAUGCAUUAAUCCACGAGGAAUCAGUUCAAAAACCAGCUCGGAAACGUCGCUUGCGGGAAACUGCAAAACACGAUAAGAUGAUUGCAGAAAAUGUUACAUUGGAGUGCGAUUCGUGCCAGGAAAAACACACCUCGUUCGUGACAUUGCAACAACAUUCAAAGGCAGAGCAUAAGAAACAUGCCGUUGUUUUCUGCUGCGGUUUGAAGUUUCACAGGAAACCACUGCUCAUCGAUCAUCUUUACUUUCAUCUGGAACCAACCAGGUUCCAGUGUAAAAUCUGUCAUAAAAAUUUACAUCACACUCGAUCUCUGAAGUGGCACAUGGACAAAUACCACGCACCGGAGGAAUCAAGAACACUCCAAUGCAGUAAGUGUCCGAAGAUGUUCACUCACCAAAGAUUCUUGGUGCUUCACGAACAAUAUCACAACCGAAAAUGGCACUGUAAAAUCUGUGAUAAACGAUUCAUCUAUGAGGCCGUCCUAAAGCAGCAUCACAAAUCAGUGCAUACCAAAGAGCUACAGUACGUGUGCCACGUGUGCGCUAAGACGUUCCACAUUUACUCUUCAUACCGGUCACAUUUGCUAACGCAUGACGAAUCGGCCAAGAAGAAACCACAGAAACCUCGGGUACAGUGUCAAAUUUGCAACACCUGGACCUUGAAGCUGUCCCGUCACAUGCGGUUGCACGCAGGAACACGAACUUGCGAAAUUUGCGGCGAGGAGUGCAAGAAUCAUUUUACGUACCGGUAUCACAUGAAGAAUCACCAAACGGGUGACUUCAUCUGCUCGGUAUGUGGCAAGAGCUUCAAGAGAGAAAUCGGAUGGAAGGAACACAUGGCAUCGCACACGGGUGAUGUGCUGUACAGUUGCGAUUUUUGCGACCGAACAUUCAACUCGAACGCCAACAGGGCGUCACAUCGCAAGAAGAUGCACCCGCAGCAGUGGCUCGAGGAUAAGUUGAAGAAGAGGGCGGCAAAAAUGGCUCCGGUUGAUGAACCGGCGCAGUCGUGAAACGGAUUGAAAUAUUGAUUCCGAUCAUGGUUAUGAAGAUUCCCCGAUAAAACUUUGUACAAAAAUGAGCUGAAAACUGAACUUUAAGUGACAUGCAAUCUCGAAGUAA